UAAGGAAAAAUUUGGAGAAAUGUUGCACUUGUCUUCGUCGUCUCUCUAUCUCCGACCGCUUCACCUCCUCUCCAUUUCUUCCAUCCGUACUGCGAAAUUCCCGUUUUGUCCCUCUCUCCGACGUGAAUUUCGAUUUAGCCCUUCCUUUCGGUCUUCUUCCUCCUCCGUCGGGUGCUCGGGAGGUUCUCCUCCGAUGGAGGCUGUGUCGUCGGUUUCAUCGUCUUCGUCUCCGGCCGAUUCCCUGGCGAGAGAUCUGCAGAAUCAGAGCUUGGGAUCCGUCGAUGAUGAUAGAAGUAAGGGUGGCGAUGUCGCGAGGCAGGUCAAACUGAAGCUCGAGGAUCUGAACUGGGACCACUCGUUCGUCAGGGAAUUGCCUGGUGAUCCGAGAAGUGACGUCAUCUCUCGUGAUGUGUUGCAUGCUUGCUACACAAAAGUUUCCCCAUCAGUUGCAGUAGAUAAUCCUCAGCUUGUAGCAUGGUCUGGAUCUGUUGCGGAGUUGUUUGAUUUGGACCCUAAAGAAUUCGAAAGACCAGAUGUUCCUCAUAUGUUUUCUGGUGCCAAACUAUUGCCUGGAGCGGUGCCUUAUGCGCAAUGCUAUGGAGGACACCAAUUUGGCAUGUGGGCUGGACAACUUGGUGAUGGUCGAGCCAUAACUCUUGGAGAAGUUUUGAACUCCAAGGGUGAAAGGUGGGAGCUGCAGCUUAAAGGUGCUGGCAGGACACCAUAUAGCCGGUUUGCUGAUGGCCUUGCAGUGCUCCGUAGUAGCAUCAGGGAAUUCCUUUGCAGUGAAGCAAUGCAUUGUCUGGGAAUCCCUACCACACGUGCCCUUUGUCUUGCGACAACAGGACAAGAGGUCACUCGAGACAUGUUUUAUGAUGGCAAUCCAAAAGAGGAACCAGGGGCAAUUGUUUGCAGAGUUUCUCAGUCUUUUCUUCGUUUUGGCUCCUACCAAAUACAUGCUUCUAGAGGGAAAGAGGAUAUUGAAAUUGUUCGGAAGUUGGCAGACUAUGCCAUUAGACAUCAUUUUCCGCAUAUUGAAAACAUGAAUAGAAGUGAGAGCUUAUCCUUCCAGACAGGUGAUAAAGAUGAUUCUGUCGUGGACUUGACAUCGAACAAGUAUGCAGCAUGGAUUGUCGAGGUUGCUGAACGUACCGCUUCCUUAGUUGCAAGAUGGCAAGGCAUUGGUUUCACUCACGGUGUGCUCAACACUGACAAUAUGAGCGUUUUGGGUCUGACCAUAGAUUAUGGCCCAUUUGGAUUCCUAGAUGCUUUUGAUCCGAGUUACACCCCGAAUACAACCGACCUCCCUGGUCGGAGAUACUGUUUUGCAAAUCAGCCGGACAUUGGCUUGUGGAAUAUUGCACAGUUUGCUAAAACUCUAGCGGUAGCUCAACUGAUAAAUGAGAAGGAGGCAAAUUACGCAAUGGAGAGGUACGGGGACAAAUUCAUGGAUGAAUAUCAAGCCAUAAUGACAAAGAAGCUUGGUCUUGCCAAGUAUAACAAGGAACUCAUCGGUAGUCUUCUUAACAAUAUGGCGGUUGAUAAGGUUGAUUAUACAAAUUUCUUCCGGCUUCUUUCGAAUUUAAAAGCCAACCCGAACACUCCCGGGGAUGAGCUGUUGAAACCCUUGAAAGCUGCGCUCUUGGAUAUUGGAAAGGAGCGGAAAGAGGCAUGGAGCAAAUGGGUGCAAAGCUACAUACAGGAGCUUGCUGGUAGUGAGAUCUCAGAUGAAGAAAGAAAAGCAAGAAUGGAUUCAGUUAAUCCAAGGUAUAUCCUCAGGAACUAUUUGUGCCAAAGCGCCAUAGACGCGGCCGAACAAGGAGACUUCUCUGAGGUACAGAACUUGCUCAAACUAAUGCAACGACCAUACGAUGAGCAGCCCGGGAUGGAGAAAUAUGCACGUUUGCCCCCCGCGUGGGCGUACAGACCGGGUGUGUGCAUGCUCUCUUGCUCCUCCUAAAUCUCGAAUUCUCGAUUUGCCGCAUAGAAAGAAAAAAGAGAAGAAAGAAAGAAAGAAAACAAUGCUCAAGUUAAUGGUAUAUUAGUUGGUUGUAUGUAAAGAGACAUAUAUAUAAGUUUGUGUUUUUUUUUUCUACAUAAAAAAACGUGUUUCUUUCAUAUAAGAUGAUUCCUUUUUUUUUUAAUCCAUGGGAACCCUCUGAAAAUUUAUUGAA
This is a messenger RNA of Tarenaya hassleriana, 2174 nucleotides long. Its product is annotated as UPF0061 protein azo1574. The transcript has 8 exons. Bases 20 to 1960 code for a protein of 646 amino acids. NCBI's taxonomy places the organism in Eukaryota, Viridiplantae, Streptophyta, Magnoliopsida, Brassicales, Cleomaceae. The record is from RefSeq and is a predicted model, not a curated record.